AUGACUAGUGAGCCAUCGGUAGCUGAGCAAACUGAUAAAACACAAGAGAAAUCGGUAGAUGACAAAGAACAACAGGCAGAAGCUCAGACUAAGACAGUGCAACAAGAAGAGCAACAGCAACAGGAACAGGCUCCAAAACAGAAACAGGAACAAGUUCAUGAGGAAAUAGUGCCACCGAUAGCGGCAACUAGGUCAAAGCACACAGUAGAGGAAGGUGAAGCAUCUAGUGUACCUACCGAUAUCCCCACCAGUACCCCUACCAAUAAGACUAGAGCUACAAAAGCCAAAGCAGCAGAAAAGAAGAUGGAAGAAGACAAACCGGUUGAAUCACAAAGAGGGAAACCAUCUAAAAUUCAGUUCUGGAGAAAGCAAAAAAUUGUUGAUCCACCUGCUGCACCAGUACAAACCAGAAAGAGGAAGAAGCAGCAAGCCCACAAACCGACAAAUGAUGAAGAGGCUACUGAAUCAUAUAAGGAUAAAAGAGCACUUAGAGAAAGUGUUAAGAAGCCUAAGACAACCGGUAAGGGAAAAUCACCUAAGAAACCAUUUACAUUAGAAGACUCUUUCAAUAGGAUGGUUCAAAUAAUUAAGGAUUAUGGAAUAUACAAAGGUUUGAACACAUUGUUUAUUCAUUUAUCUGAAAGUCAACAAAGGGAUAUUGAAGAUGCAAUCAUCUUCAGUAUGAAUAAAUUUAGCAAAGCCCUCAUUCAGCUACAAGGGAAGAUUCCAAAUUCUUUAUAUAAUCUUAUUGAUGAAAGGUGGCAGGCUGCCAUUAGCCAUGACAAAGAAUUCAUUGAUUACAUCUUUAAGCACCUGCAACUGGAAGCAAGUGAAGAGGAGAUUGAAACAAUAAAGUUUAAUGCAAAGGCAUUAUUCAGAUCCAAAAAGAGAUUAACAAGAAUGUUAAUAGGAGAGACCGAAUCAGUCCAGAAGGAAACUGAGAUUUUGAUCAAGAAGGCUUUAGAUCUGAUCCCGGAUGAAAAAAAAGAUGAACAAGUUGAGGAAGGUUGUUCUAAAAAGUUCAAGUCAGAAGAACUUCCUAAAGGUGUUAAGAUCAUAGAUUUUGAACCAGAUAACAAGUAUAUGCAAGAUGAUCCAAUUGAUACUGAACCAAUAUUCAUUCCUAAUGAUAAUACUAGAGACAAUAUUGAUAAUACUAUUGGUAAUAUAGAUGUAUUUGAUGUUGAUGUUCAAAUGUUUGAACAACAUGAGCAACAAGAGGAACAAGUAGAGAAGAAAACUGAAGAAAAGAGCUAUGAUGAGCCACCGGUGAACACACAACCUACUCAAAUUUCAUCGAUAGAUGUAAAUGUAAAUAUUUGUGACAGUCAAAAGGAAAAGGUUGAUGAAAAGACUGAUGAGGAAGUAUCGAUGUCUGAUAUUUGUGUGAAUCGCGGAUUGCUUAGUGCAUUAGUUGAGAGAUUCCAUUUAGAGCAUAACACUUUUCACUUGCUUAUUGGGGAGAUGACAAUUACUCCCGAGGAUGUAUAUAGGAUUCUAAGGAUUCCAUUUUCAGGUGGCAGGGUGGACUAUGAUUCUUCUCCUCAGGUGGUGAUUACAGCAUUACACAGGAUGACAACAAGGAUUCUUGUGUGGCUGGGGGAGGAUAUUGGAGAUGUUAGUUGCUCAGCCGAGGAGAUUGGGUUGGGGAUCCUUCUUGUUAGCACACAUGUACCAUGA
Molecule: messenger RNA, 1680 nt
Organism: Cryptomeria japonica (Japanese cedar)
Lineage: Eukaryota; Viridiplantae; Streptophyta; Pinopsida; Cupressales; Cupressaceae
Exons: 4
Coding region: 1-1680 (559 amino acids)
Source: RefSeq, a predicted model, not a curated record